AUGGCAUCAAAUUCCCACUCUCAUCCAUCAGUCUUUUCUCCUUCUGCUGCUCUGGCAGCUGCACCUGCUUCUGCUCAGCCAUUGUGUUAUGCCUGUUAUCAACAUGGCCACACACUCCUAAAAUGCCCAGAGUUUCUGUCUCUCCUAGAGGACAAUGCUUCUGAGCCUGAGCCAGAGCCUGAGCCUGAGCCUAGGCCCAGGCCUAGGAAGGGUGCAGUCAAGUCUGAAGUGGCCACUCAUACAAGCCUUCUCUCCCACUCCACUGCAGACCCUGAGUUGAGAUGGAUUGCAGAUUCUGGUGCCACAUCACACAUGACACACUGUGUGCACCUGCUGCAGAACACUCGUCCUCACAGGGCACCCAUCAGAGUGGCUAAUGGACUUGUGGUCUAUUCAGAGCUUGUGGGGGAGAUAGUGCUUAGGCCACUGAUCCAUGGACAUGCCAGGAGCCGGUCUGUGAUCCUCUCCAAUGUGCUCUAUGUCCCUGCUCUGUCACACAAUCUGAUCUCCACUACAUACCUGUCAGUUCACCAUGACUACACUGUGCUCAUGAAGGAGAACUACAUCCUGUUCAAGCGCAAUGGUGAAGUGUACUUUGUGGCAGACAUCUCAGAGCAGGGUCAGGCACUUGUGAGAGAGACUGGUUUCCCUUCUGCUGGUUCAGCACUGGUCUCUACAGCUGGGACUCUUCCCAUCAACCUCAGCCUGAUGCACAGGUGGCUUGGAUGUUGA
Molecule: messenger RNA, 732 nt
Organism: Mycena citricolor
Lineage: Eukaryota; Fungi; Basidiomycota; Agaricomycetes; Agaricales; Mycenaceae
Source: the annotation of a GenBank genome assembly